Procambarus clarkii (red swamp crayfish) is the source of this 957-nucleotide messenger RNA. RefSeq lists its product as uncharacterized. The record is from RefSeq and is a predicted model, not a curated record. NCBI's taxonomy places the organism in Eukaryota, Metazoa, Arthropoda, Malacostraca, Decapoda, Cambaridae.
AAGACUGGGGCCUCCUCGUCGACACAUCACACUUCACCAUGAAGCUCCUGAUUCUUGUCUCCUUGGUUGCGGCAGCCGCCGCCGAGAAACUGCCGACUUACAGUCUACCAAGACCUUCUGGUCCAGGUCUCAUCAUAGGCGGCCAAGGGGCCAGCUGUGGAGCUGGACAGAUCCGUCAUGUGGACGGAAGUUGCGUGACUCCUAUUGUCACCAAAAACUUAUACGUGUAUAAUUCUCCACCAGCGUCCCCAAUCAUCGGACCACGCCCACAGGUUCCCCCACCAAGGCUUGAACACAACAUUAUCUUCAUCCGUACCCCAGAAGCAGGUCCAGGUCAGGAACCCAUUGUGGUGCCACCACCUCAACAGAAGAACGUCGUGUACGUCCUCAACAAGCGACUACAGCUUGACCAGAAGGUCGUCCACGUGCCAGCAUCAGAACAACAGACUCCACAAGUGUACUUCGUCAACUACGGAGAGGGCGACAACCCGACUCUACCUACAGGAGAGGACCUCCAGUCUGCCCUCAGCUCUGCCUCUCACGGUGCCGGUCAGGUUAUCGGCGCUGGUGGUGGCAUUGGAGGUGGCAUUGGAAGUGGCAUUGGAGGUGGCAUUGGAGGUGGCAUUGGCGGCGGCAUUGGCGGUGGCAUUGGAGGUGGCAUUGGCGGCGGCAUUGGAGGCGGCAUUGGCGGAGGCGGUGUCCUGAGUGACAGUGGAGUCGGUGUGUCGACGCCGUCUCGUCUAUAUUCAUCACCGUAAGCAAUUCAACAGCACCAUCUUCCUUAGGCUCUGGCUCUCAAACCACUAAACGAAAGAACUCACCGGCUUAAAAUUAUUUCCAGCUUUGUUAAUUUUAUUAUGUAAUAUUUAUUUUAGGCAAGAGAUGGAUUUAUAUUUAAAAUGUCAAACCUAACAUCUGUAAACAAUGGCUAAGAUAAAUAUAUACAUACUAUAUUUA